AUGGACCAGAUGGCAGAUGAAACCACUCUGAGAGCUGAUGAGAAAGACAAAAGGAAAGCGCAUACACGUCCGGACAAUGCUGCGUGGGUGAGAGGAGAAAAAUGUCAAAGUGAUGAAGUUAACAGCUGGAGAGUCUCUGCAGAAAACGAGCGUGGAGAGAGCAGCAGAGGAACAGACUUUAAUCAGCCCAGAAAGAAGAACAACUCCCCGCCUCGUCUUUUCUCUUUGAACAAGAARCAGAUGAGAUAUUCUGCUGCUGUGUCGAACAACACAGACGACCUGUCUGCCUCUCAGCAGAGCAACAUGGCAGUCGACUGUGCAGACAUUGUCCUCAACUGUCUCUUCUGUCGGCUUUAUGGCAUCUUACCCGAUUCCUGCGAGAGACUCACCAACCACUGCUGGCCCAACUACAAACACGUCGUCACCACAGUGGAGUCCACGCACAGCGAGGACGAUGACUCUUGUGUAGAACUGGACUGUGGUUUUUUUGGYAGCUGCCAUGAUGCAAGUGACUGUCUGGAGCUGGCCAUGGAGGUCUCUGAAAUAUGCUUUCACUAAGAAGAGUACUAAGUACGUACAAAUUGUGGUGUCUCAG
Messenger RNA from Austrofundulus limnaeus, 595 nucleotides. RefSeq names its product MyoD family inhibitor domain containing 2 (gene mdfic2). The record is from RefSeq and is a predicted model, not a curated record. The transcript has 3 exons. The coding region runs from base 1 to 558 and encodes 185 amino acids. NCBI's taxonomy places the organism in Eukaryota, Metazoa, Chordata, Actinopteri, Cyprinodontiformes, Rivulidae.